This is a messenger RNA of Etheostoma spectabile (orangethroat darter), 4111 nucleotides long. It is a transcript of the gene rps6ka4, whose product is annotated as ribosomal protein S6 kinase, polypeptide 4. Gene Ontology annotation, biological process: intracellular signal transduction; protein phosphorylation. The record is from RefSeq and is a predicted model, not a curated record. The transcript has 18 exons. Bases 991 to 3369 code for a protein of 792 amino acids. Gene Ontology annotation, molecular function: protein serine/threonine kinase activity; magnesium ion binding; ATP binding. NCBI's taxonomy places the organism in Eukaryota, Metazoa, Chordata, Actinopteri, Perciformes, Percidae.
GAGUUCACGUCAUCACGUGACUGACCGUCGCCCAGGUUGUGUCGAAAGCAUCCUGGUACAAUAGCACUUAGCUAGCUAACUAUCCGCUCACAAUAAAUAUUAAGUGAAGUACAAAUAUCUGUUUAUAAUGGGCGAAUUGUUACCAUGGCUCUAACGUUAGUGAAGGCAAAGAAGAUAAGAACCUACCCAAACUGGAAUUUCCAACAUGGCUGAAGAGGCCAGUUAACAAAGCUAACGUAACUAUACAUUAGCGUUAGCUAACGUUCAAACUUUGACGGGCAAUAGCAGCAAUUCGUUAGCUAGGUGCUAGUUUGCCAAUUUACUACUAGAGUUACCAUUCCACCCAGCCAGGUAACAUAUCUUGUUAUUGGAACAAUUAGCUAGCUAUGCUAACUAAGUAACGUCGUAGAUGUUUACGCACUAACGCUAACUAAUUACGCGUUAUUUUUGAUCAGUCGUUGAUGCAAAACUUGCGUUAACGCUAUUACUAAAUAACAUCAGCUAAUGUUAAUUUAUGAAUGCUUAAGUUACAAAUGUUAAGCCGGUAAUGCUAACGUCAGCUACUUAAACUUCACUGUAACUAUCAUGAACACAGUUACUUAAAGUCAGAUUUAAUACUAAUGAUCUUUCACAUAGCUAAUAGUGAAAAAAAAAGCGAACAGCAGCUAUAAAGUGAAUAGCUAAGCUUACAAAUCUGUGUUUUGUGAUUAAUUUUGGCCAAUCGCGAAACACACAAAUAAUGAGAGACACCAGAAUGUCAAACGCAUGGGGAUUAACGUUAGGGCAGCAGUAUUGUCUGGAAAACACAGCUGUCCGGUCAUUUCGUUAAUCCUUGUAUUCUUCAUAAUGCAGCUAACGUUACAGCUAGAUGUUUAUUAUUGCUAAACGUGUAGUUUAACGUUAACGUCUUGUAACGUUAUACCUAAACAUUUGGCUACCUACUUCACCUUAAACAGUCUGUGUAGUCUAUAGUCUACUUUAAUUCAAGUUAUGCCGGGGGACGCAUCUGAUAGUAGUGAUGACUCCGACACAAAAGCAAAUGAAAAGGCCUGCACCGUCAAGCAUCAAAUCACCAAUGCUAACCUCACAGGUCACACUGAGAGGGUCGGCAUGGAGAAUUUUGAGCUACUCAAAGUCUUAGGCACUGGAGCUUAUGGAAAAGUGUUUUUGGUCAGGAAGAACACCGGUCAUGAUGUGGGCCAGCUGUAUGCUAUGAAGGUGUUAAAGAAAGCAGCUAUUGUUCAAAAGGCAAAAACAACAGAACAUACUCGCACUGAGAGACAGGUGCUGGAGCACAUCCGCCAGUCCCCCUUCCUGGUCACGCUCCACUAUGCCUUUCAGACGCAGAGCAAACUCCAUCUCAUCCUGGACUAUGUGAGUGGUGGGGAGAUGUUUACUCAUUUGUACCAGAGGGAUCACUUUCCUGAGGAGGCAGUACGGAUUUAUAUUGGGGAAAUAAUCCUGGCUCUGGAGCACCUGCACAAGCUUGGGAUUGUGUACCGAGACAUCAAAUUAGAAAACAUUCUUCUAGACAGUGAAGGCCAUGUGGUAUUGACGGAUUUUGGGCUCAGCAAGGAGUUUCUGGAAGAAGAGAAGGAAAGGACGUACUCUUUCUGUGGCACCAUUGAGUACAUGGCACCUGAAAUCAUCAGGGGGAAAUCUGGCCAUGGCAAGUCGGUAGAUUGGUGGAGCCUUGGAAUCCUGAUGUUCGAGCUUCUAACGGGCGCAUCUCCUUUUACCUUGGAGGGGGAGAGGAACUCCCAGAGUGAGGUGUCAAAACGUAUUUUGCGCUGUGAUCCUCCGUUCCCCUCCAUGAUUGGACCCACUGCUCAGGACCUGCUGAAGAAGUUGUUGGUGAAAGAUCCCCACAAGAGGCUGGGCUCUGGACCUCGAGGGUCUGAAGACAUCAAAGCACAUACCUUCUUCAAGGGACUGAACUGGGCCGACCUAGCACAGAAGAAGGUGCCAAGUCCAUUCAAGCCAGAGCUUAAGAGUGAACUGGAUGUAGGGAACUUUGCUGAGGAAUUCACUGGGAUGGAUCCUGUCUAUUCUCCGGCGAGUACGCCGCCAAGCACUGACCGCCUGUUCCAGGGUUACUCCUUCAUUGCUCCCUCCAUCCUGUUCAACAAGAACGCGGUCAUGGGAGACUUUGUGCAAUCCCAGAUUGGGGCUGAUCGUCCAGCUUCAGCCUCUGUCCAACGCAGUGCAAUGUUAGAGGAAUCCCAUUUUUUUCAGCACUAUGAGCUGUGUCUUCACGGGCCACCCCUAGGUGAGGGUAGCUUCUCUGUGUGCAGGAAAUGCCGACACAAACAAACUGGCCACGAGUAUGCCGUCAAGAUCGUCAGCCGCAGAAUGGAGGUAAACACCCAGAGGGAGGUUGCUGCUUUGAGGCAAUGUGAGAGUCACCCAAACAUUGUAAAGCUGCAUGAAGUCUAUACUGAUCAGUACCACACAUAUUUAGUGAUGGAGCUUCUGGGAGGUGGGGAGUUGCUGGAAAGGAUCAAGAGGAAGAAACUCUUUGGAGAGGCCGAGGCCAGUCAGCUGUUACAGAGCCUGGUCUCAGCUGUUAGCUUCAUGCACGAGAAUGGAGUCGUCCACAGAGACCUCAAACCAGAGAACGUGCUGUUUUCAGGUGAGGGGGAGGACUCUGUGCUGAAAGUAAUAGAUUUUGGAUUUGCCCGCCUGUGCCCUGCAGGCAGUGCCCCCCUGCAGACUCCCUGCUUCACGCUGCAGUACGCAGCGCCUGAACUUUUUGAGAGUGCAGGAUACGACAAAGCCUGUGACCUCUGGAGUCUUGGGGUCAUCCUGUACACCAUGCUGUCAGGCCAGGUGCCAUUUCAUAGUGAGCAGCGGGGGAUGACCUCAUCUUAUGCUGCUGACAUCAUGCAAAAGAUUAAAGAGGGCGAUUUUUCAUUGGAUGGGGAGGCCUGGAAGGGCGUAUCGGAGGAUGCUAAAGAGCUUGUUAAAGGCCUACUGACAGUGGACCCAGAGAAGCGUCUUAAACUCUCUGAUCUGAAGGAGAACAGCUGGCUGCAGGGCGGAGCAUCCAUGUCCACCACUCCUUUGUGCACUCCAGAUGUGCUAGAGUCUAGUGGGCCUACUGUCCGCACCUAUGUCAAUGCCACCUACAAGGCUUUCAACCGUGGUAAGAGAGAGGGCUUCUUUCUGAAAAGUGUUGACAAUGCUCCCCUCGCAAAACGCAGAAAGCUGAAGAUGACAAGUACAGGUGUUGAGACCCGAUGGAGUUCAUCCUCAUCUUCGUCCUCUUCUUCCACUUCCUCCUCUGCUUCCAACUCUGCCACAGCAUCCAAAAUACAGCCAAAGCAAACUGUGACCACAAAGCAAACUGUGACCCCAAAGCAGAGCUAGCCUAAAUGGCAGGCGAGAGAGCAGAAGGAAAAUGAGGAGGUAUGUGCUUAAAUGGGCAACGCAAUUCUGUGGUGAUAGGGUCACCCAGUUCCAAAACCAACAUACCGACAAACUAAAAGACUGGUUUAGGUUAGUGUUAAGUUUUCAAUACAAAAUUGUAUUCCAUGUUUUAACAGCAAAGAAACUUUGUUAAUCAUGCCACAUUCUCCCCAAACCAAACUCGGUUUCCUUGAGUGGAUGGAAGAGAAGAUGGCAGAAGUCUAGUUUGGCAUUUUUAAGAUGUACAGAAAUAUGUGGCCUUGAGAAAAAUAUCAAUGAGUAUUUGCUUUACCAUAGCAUGGUGAUAUUGCACACUAAAAGUUAAAAAUUAGACAUUUACUUCUUUUCACUGUGGGUAAGAAACAGUGCCUGGCUAUGUAGGGAUAAAGGGAAAAAGGAGCCAUAAAUGAGCAGAAGCCAUAUACAGCAACACAGUGAGUAUAUGAAAUGAGCCGUUGUGAAUACACACACAUUUGCACAUAGCAAAUUAAAAGUCUUUCCAGCAAGUCACAGGCCUAAUCCUUUGAUUGUAUCUAGUUAUACUGCCACACGUACAAUGAUUAUCAAAAAUCUGCAAAAGUUUUGUCUCAAGGGCUGUGUCACAUGUAGGCACUCUGCUCUGUGAAGAUAGCAGUUUUUUUGGGAAACUUCAUAUUUUGGUUUUGCACUAUUUGCAGAGAAUAUAAAUGAUCAAAUGGUAUAA